GCCUGUACAUGGAGAAAAGAAGAAUAUAAGGAAAUGCAAGGACCUCUCCUUGAUUAAGUGCUUAUAUAAUAUGAUAAGAAGAGAUGGAAAAAUACCAUUAGUAGGAGACUUCAACUGCAAAAGAGUAAACAGGAAAGAGAUGGAAGUACACUAUGCGCCAAUGAAUUGUUCGCCGUGACACCACAGGUGAUGGAAUGCACUUAGAAUGGAGAAAACAAAAGUACUAUAAUACUUACGAAGAAACUAGUAAUUGAUGGGCUUUCCCCUCCUUCUUAUACACUUUAGAAGCCAUGAAGGAAGAGAUUCAGCCAAGUUAUUGAGGGUUAUUUGAUUUAGAUUAUGCCAUUCCUCCCUGAUGGCCGUCCGCAGCUUUGUUAUGUCGGGAGAUAUCCCUCCUCUGCAUGCGCCUCUUCAUGAUGGACCAGAUGUUUUCAAUAGGGUUCAGAUCAGGGAAAUUGGGUGGCCAGUCCUCCAAAAAGUCAAUCUGGCAGUCCUGAAGCCAAGUCAGGACGGAUUUUGCCCUGUGACAUGGAGCUCCAUCCUGCAUGAACACAGUAGCGUUGCACAUUUCAAAAGACCCGGGCAAAAAAUCACAUAAAAGUUCCAAAUAAUUAUUCUGAUUCAUGUUUUCAUUUCGUGGCAAAAACACUAAAUUUCCUACACCAUGAUAACUGAAGCAGGCCCACACCAUUACUGAAUCAGGGUGCUUUUCAGUUUUAAAUAUAAAUUUUACUUCAGCAACCCACCGCCAUUGCUGGAGAGGCUACACAUGAGAUACGCAAAGAUCAAGGUACCGUCAGUGACGCUUUGUUCUCGGUACAGGCAAGACGUGUUUGUCUUGCAGCUGCGGUUUGCCAUUUUGGGAUUGGUUAUCCGUUAUCUGUUUUUCAGAGCGGGUUGGCACUUAUUUAAUACCUUACUUUAUUACCCCGUGAUCCCGUUGGAGCGGGAAGAAUGCCUGGUGUUCCUUUCCUCUUAUCCAUUUGGAGCGGGAGGACACGGUGUGGACCAAGUUAUCUCUCAGGAGCGGGACAUGUGACAGAAGUGUGCUGUUGUGUAGGUGUUUGGUACAUCAGUAUGUCUUCCUCGGGUGGUUCUACAUCUCCAAGAAGCGGUUCCUCACAUUCUCGUGGAAGCCGACUCUAUUCGUCCACUAGGCAUAAGACAAGGAAGAAUAUUCAAUGGUCUGGGGCCUCUGCUGGUGAGGAUGCUGUUGCAAGUGAUCGUGUGUCUAAGAUGGACGCCCAACCACCAGUUAGCCAGUCUGGAGAAGUUAGCAAUACUUCUUUAUCCAAGAUUUUGGAGGCUUUGGCUGUACUUCAAGAGGAUGUGAAUAAUAUGGGAGAGCGUGGUGUGUUUAACUUGAGACCCUCUUGCCCUAGGUAUGCUGAAACUUGGGAUGUGCAGCCAGUAUUGCAGAAGCUAAGGUUCAUGGGCCCAUUACCAGACAUGUCCUUGAAGUCUUUAACUUUGAAAUUAGUGAUGCUUAUGGCAUUGACUCAGGCUGUGAGAGUACAGACCUUACAUUUAUUAUUGUAUUCCAAUGCUAUUGUUGACAACAAUUCUGUAUCUCUUUUGUUAGGGGGCAACAUUAAGCAGUGCCAUCCUAAGUUUAAUGUUAGAAUGCUUAAGUUUCAUGCUUAUUUACCUGAUUCUAGAAUUUGUGUUGUGAAUACCUUGAAGGAAUAUCUUAACAGAACGGAGAAUCUGAGAAAGGAAUUUGGGAAGGAUAAUGGGAAACUCCUCAUCAGUUUGGUGAAGCCACAUAAAAGUGUUUCCAAAGAUACAGUGUCAAGGUGGAUUAAGACUGUCCUUGCCGACUGUGGUAUCAAUACUAAGAAAUUCACGGCUGGAAGUGUUCGACCAGCCUCUGCUUCCAAGGCCAAAGCCAUGGACGUCCCAGUUCCCAUUAUCUUAUCUAAGGCGGGUUGGACUCAGGAGACAACCUUUGCUAAACACUAUAAUAAGAUCACUCAGGUUUCAGAUUCUUUUCAAGAGGCCAUACUGGAUUCUGUAUUGUAACGUUAACAGGUUUCUCUAUUCAUUUACGUUGGAACUCAAUUGACUUAUUUUGUUUUUUAUACAUGUAGUAUAUGUUUUUUGUAAGGGCCAUAUCUGUGGAAGGAGGAGGAUUUUUUCAUACAAUGAAGUUUGGAUUCAUAUUUAGUUUGUUUAAUUAUCAAUCACUCACUUGAAGAAUGUUAAGUAUUGUGUAGUUCUGAGAGUACACCCACAUGGCUUCAAAAUCUCAUGUGUAGCCUCUCUAGCAAUGGCAGUGGGUUGCUGAAGUAAAAUUAUAGAAGUACAUGAGACUUACCAUAGGUUAGUUGAAAUGUGCUUCGGAUUUUGCGGAAGCAAGCCACCGCUGCUGGAGAGAGCUUUCACAUGCCCUCCACUCCCACUCUUCGGAAAGAUGGGCUUUUGAAUUUGGGGUUUAGCUUUCCGACGGGCAUUUUAGGGACCUUGUGGCAUGUGGGUGGCUCUCAGUUCUUUAAAGUCUGCCGGUACCUUGAUCUUUGCGUAUCUCAUGUGAAAGCUCUCUCCAGCAGCAGUGGCUUGCUUCGCAAAAUCCGAAGCACAUUUCAACUGACCUAUGGUAAGUCUCAUGUACUUCUAUAAUUUUGUGUCAAGUGGGUCACUCCCUGGUCGCCGGUACACAUGCUUGCCACGGUUGCAGGACACCAUGAAGACAGCUUCGUCGCUCCAUAACACUUGGUGCCAUUUUGCCAUAUCCCACUGGAGAUAUUUAGUGGCAAAUGCAAUCCUAAGCUCUUGUUGCCUAGGGGUGGUGAGUGGCUUCUUGAGAGCGCAGCGUCUGCGGAACUCAAGGUCAUCAUGCAGGCAGCGUUGUACCGUCCUCACAGACACUUGACCGAGCAGCUGAGGGUUUUGUUCUUUUAAUUCCCUCACUGUGAUUUGAGGACAAGCAUCCACCUGA
Messenger RNA from Portunus trituberculatus (swimming crab), 2938 nucleotides. RefSeq lists its product as uncharacterized. The record is from RefSeq and is a predicted model, not a curated record. The transcript is spliced from 2 exons. Bases 955 to 2022 code for a protein of 355 amino acids. NCBI's taxonomy places the organism in Eukaryota, Metazoa, Arthropoda, Malacostraca, Decapoda, Portunidae. Gene Ontology annotation, biological process: DNA integration; DNA recombination. Gene Ontology annotation, molecular function: DNA binding.